AUGCUGAACUUCGCCGUCUAUCAGACGAAGCCGGGCGGGUCGCUGGACGAAGCCCCUGGCCAGGCUUGCGAUCGGUGUCGACAGAAAAAGUCGCGGUGCGACAGGCACCGUCCGGUGUGCAGCAACUGCGGCAAGACGGGCUCGACGUGCACCUGGGUCGCGGUCCCGAAGCGCAGAGGGCCGCGCCCGCGCAAGAGGCGGACGACGACGACGGCGGCGGCGGCAUGUGUCCGGCCGCCGUCGGUGAACCCCGCCCCGGACGGCACGCCCGGUCCGAGUGCCUCGCCCUCGUCGGCUGGCAACAUGGGCAGUGCCGAUGCCAUGGACCACUUCUCGGACGGCUUCUACGAGCACAUCCCUUUGACAGCCGGCGCCGGGUCCCCGGACUGGACACGGCCUUGCGUCCAGUCCCCUCCCACGAGCUCCUCAUCGGGGUCCCACGAGGAGACCAACCCCACGGCAAGACACGCCGCCUAUGGCACCUACGUCGACCCCUUGCUGGCAGAUCCGAGCGUUGUCAACAUCUUCAACCCCUCUCCGUCAUACUGGUCAUGCGUUGACGAAUCCUUCCAACUGCCUCGCGCCUUCUUCGAGCCGUACGUGCGCCUGUUCAUCGACAGGCUGUAUCCCAUAUUCCCGGUCUUGGACUGCCAAUGCCUGAUGUGGCUGGUGCAUACGGAUGAGGCCCUGUCACAGCCUCUUACGAGGGCGGAGUAUGCCCUGCUGACCUCCCUCUCUGCCGGGGUGGUCAUGCAGCUCAACAUUGAGGACCUGCCCGGCCAAGCAAGCGCCGGCAACAAUGCCGAGGCGGCUUCAACGCCGCUCGCCCAGUUACCUUCGUCGGCGCAAUUCUUCGCCUCACAGUGCCUCCAGGCACGUCAGGGGUAUUCGUUCAUCGAGGAAGCCGAUGAGUGGACCGUCAUGACGUCUUUCUUCCUCUUCGCCUACUACGGGAACCUUGACCAGAGUCGCUCGGCCUGGCAUUACCUCCGCGAGGCCGUCGGGCUUGCGCAAUCGCUGGGUGUCGAUGAUCCAGAGCUGUAUGCCGACUGGGACACAAAUACGCAGCAGCGAAGGCUGCGGCUGUUCUGGCUCCUCUUCAUCACCGAACGGGCGUAUGCCGUCCAGCAUCGUCGCCAAGUAAUACUCCGGUCGUCAAUUGACCUUCCCAAGGUCUUUGAUUCGCAUGACCCGAAGCUCAUAUACGGCUUCGUCGCACUCACGAAAGUCUUCAAGACCAUUGACAACGACUUCAUCGCCGCCUGGAGUGUCCUGCGCUCGGCCAAAGAGACCCAUGAUCCUGGCAAUGCCAUGCAGAAAAUCUUGGAGCAAGAGGAUCUCAUGGGCUGUCUGUCAAUGUCGGAGAUUGACGAGACCCAGCGCCUGGACGUUCUGAUCACCCAGCAUUGGCUGCGCGUCCUUGUGUGCAAGAUGCAAAUUCGGCGGGCGACAGCCACUGCGAGUGCCAAUGCCCCCGAGCCCGGGCAAAGGGUCAGCGCUGGCUACGGAAAGUUUGGCCAGAAAUAUGUCCUCGAGACUUGCAGCAGUCUGUUGGAGAUUAUCUCAAAGGCAAACCAACUGUCACUGGAAGCUCAUGGGAUAGGCAUGGUAGUGUUCACUCAUCCUCCCUCGGGUUGA
Purpureocillium lilacinum is the source of this 1638-nucleotide messenger RNA. Lineage: Eukaryota; Fungi; Ascomycota; Sordariomycetes; Hypocreales; Ophiocordycipitaceae. The record is from RefSeq and is a predicted model, not a curated record.